This is a messenger RNA of Acaromyces ingoldii, 2073 nucleotides long. Its product is annotated as acetolactate synthase. Gene Ontology annotation, biological process: L-valine biosynthetic process. The transcript has 3 exons. Bases 1 to 2073 code for a protein of 690 amino acids. The record is from RefSeq and is a predicted model, not a curated record. Gene Ontology annotation, molecular function: thiamine pyrophosphate binding; acetolactate synthase activity; flavin adenine dinucleotide binding. Gene Ontology annotation, cellular component: acetolactate synthase complex; mitochondrion. Lineage: Eukaryota; Fungi; Basidiomycota; Exobasidiomycetes; Exobasidiales; Cryptobasidiaceae.
AUGCCCGCGCGAUCAUUUGCCAGCACAGCCAACGUGGCCCUGUCAAAUAGCGCACCGAGGAGCAUCGAGAAGCAGCAGCAGCAGCAGCAUCAGCAGCAGGCGAGGACCAUCAGCACAAACAGUCCCAAAGAGCAGGCCGCCGCCGCCACUGCAACCAAACCAGCAACUUCAAGACCGGAGCCAUCGCCUGCCUUCCAACAAUCACCCGCCCCUGCUCCCCUCUCACGAUCUCUCGAUGACACGCUCGACGAGACGUUUGUCGGCAUGUCUGGCGGUGACAUCUUUCACGAAAUGAUGCUCCGACAUGGAAUCCGGCACAUUUUUGGCUACCCCGGUGGUGCCAUCCUGCCCGUAUUCGACGCCAUCUACAACUCCAAGCACUUUGACUUUAUCCUUCCGAGGAGAGAGGACGGCGCCGGUCACAUGGCCGAGGCCUACUCGCGUGUUACAGGCAAGCCGGGUGUCGUCCUCGUCACCAGCGGUCCUGGUGCGACCAACGUGGUGACGCCGAUGCAGGAUGCUCUCAUGGACGGCUCGCCCCUCGUCGUCUUCUGCGGUCAGGUGGCCACGAGUGCCAUUGGCUCCGACGCCUUCCAGGAGGCCGACAUGCUUGGCAUCAGCCGCAGCUGCACAAAGUGGAACGUCAUGGUCAAGGACGUCACCGAGCUGCCGCGGCGCAUCAACGAGGCUUUCCACAUUGCCACCAGCGGGCGACCGGGCCCCGUUCUCGUCGACCUGCCCAAGGACGUCACCGCAGGCAUUCUUCGGCAAGCUCUGCCUCGCAGCUGGACCACGCCCAAUCAGGCCGCCCUUCCCAGCCGAGCCACGGCCCGACCGCGAACACGACGGUCCGUCGACAACUCCCUCUCGUCGUCGCAGGUCUCGCCAGAGAUUGAGCACGCAGCGCGACUCAUCAACAAGGCUAAGCGACCUGUCAUCUACGCCGGCCACGGCAUCCUCUCCUCGCCCGAGGGCCCCAAGCUCCUCAAGGAGCUCGCCCACCGCCGCCAGAUUCCCGUCACAACGACUCUCCACGGCCUCGGCUCCUUCAACGAGGAGGACCCCCUGUCGCUGCAGAUGCUCGGCAUGCACGGCAGCGCCUAUGCCAAUCUUGCCAUGCAGGACGCAGACCUGAUCAUCGCCCUUGGCGCUCGCUUCGACGACCGUGUCACUGGCCGCGUCGACAAGUUUGCACCUCACGCAAGAGCAGCUGCCCUCGAAGGGAGGGGAGGCAUCAUUCACUACGAGAUCAUGCCAAAGAACGUCAACAAGGUCGUCCAGGCCACUUGCGCUAUUGAGGGCGACGUCGUCCGGAAUCUCGCCAAGACGCUGCCCCUCGUCGAAGAGGCGCGGAACAAGACAGACUGGCACAAGACUAUCGACGGCUGGAAGAGCAAGUACCCCUUCUACUACGUCCCCAGCAAGGCCGAUGCGCCGUCGAAGCCCCAGGAGAUCAUGGAGGCUCUCGACAGAGCCGUGGGUCCUGAGCGAAAGAAGGACCUCGUCGUCUCGACUGGCGUUGGGCAGCACCAAAUGUGGGCUGCUCAGCACAUCAAGUGGACACACCCGCGCACUUGGGUCUCGUCGGGCGGCGCAGGCACGAUGGGUGUCGGCAUUCCAUUCGCCAUUGGCGCCAAGGUUGCCCAGCCUGAAAAGAUUGUCGUCGAUGUCGACGGCGAUGCCUCGGCCCAGAUGACAUUUAUGGAGCUGGCGACGGCGGUCGAGUUUGGCAUUGGUGCCAAGAUUCUGAUUCUCAACAACAACGGCCAGGGCAUGGUGGUGCAGUGGCAAGAUCUCUUCUACGAGGAGCGAUACAGCCACACAAAGCAAAAGAACCCGGCCUUUACGCUUCUGGCAAAUGCCUGUGGUGCCCACUCGAUUCUCUGCAAGAACAGGGGAGAGCUUGACGAGAAGAUGGCCGAGUUCAUCAACUAUGAUAACUCGAAGCCCGUCCUGAUGGAGGUCAUGACGGACGACCGCGAACACGUCUUUCCCAUGGUCCCCGCCGGCCACGGACUGCACCAGAUGGUCAUCCACCCGGAUCUCAAGGCCAAGAACCCUCUGCCAAACUAG